UGGGAUAUAUGAGGGCAGCAUUUGUACCAUGGACAAUGUUUGAUUAAGUUACACUGUCCUUGGUCGCCUCGUAUGGUACAACUUACCAAGUCACAGCACAAGAAACCUACAGCUUUGGUUUAAACAGAACCAAAAAUAUCUUUCAAAAAAGUUAGAUUUCAAUGACACAAACAAAAGAGAUAUUAAAGGGCAGUGUCCAAUGAAUGUAGUUGUGAGUUGGGUACUUGGUAGGUGGUAGGUAGCAGGAUUUAGACAGCUCCUUUGUUCCAGUUGGGUACAAAACCUUCAUUUUUCCUCUGUUUUUUUUUUUCCUUUUUUUUCCUUUAUAUUCCAUAAACAUACACAAUAGUAUUCAAAAUUUCAACAUAAUAAUAUAAACUGUAUUAUUAUUGAUUUGACCAUUUGCCUUUUGUUUUAUUCCUAAAUAGAUCUACAGAUUGAUAAUUUGAUAUUUGAUAUUUGAUACUGUAUAUAUAUAUACAGUAUCAAAUAUCCAGGCUACCUGUUUUGUUUCUUGAUGGGGUGUUUUAGUUAAUACGUUUAUGUUGCUUCCCUGUGUUGCCGCUGUUGCCCAUGGCCCUCUCUUUUGAAGUUUAGCUGUAAAUAUUAUUUUUACUUUUUUUUUUUGCAUACACACAGUGGAAAAAACAAGUCGUUUUUUUGGUGAUGUGGUCUGGAUUUUUAAGGUUUGUUUAUUCAUUUGCUUUUGUUUUAUAGUUUGGUUCGGUUUAGUGGUCCUUUUGAUGAAUGAUCAAUUGUCGGUUUCUUUCAUGUUAAUAGACAAACAGAAGCUGGGUUCUUUUUCAUUUGAAGUAAAGUUUUGGUUUUUUUCGAUAAAAAAUGUUCCUUUGGUCUUUAUGCUGAACCAGCUUCAUUUUUGCUGAUUUGGGUUGUCUUGUUCUUGAGAUUUCAUUGGUGGGUUUUUGGUUCAAUUUGCCUAUCUUACUGCAAUCCUGAGAAUUUGGGAUUUUAUUCUUUGUUCAUUGGAGUUUUAUAAUUCAAAUACCAAACGCAAGUGAACAUAGUUAAGAUUGUUGGAAAUUUGGAGUUGAAUCUUGCCCUUUGUAAUCCUUGGUUGGUGGGUCAAGAAGAUCAAGGAAAAUGAAAGGAAAAGCUGGGAAUCCAGGGAAUUUCUUUGUGUUGAAUACUGGAGCUAAAAUUCCUGCCAUUGGGCUUGGAACAUGGCAGAGUGGAGGAGACCUCUGCGUUGAUGCUGUGAAAACAGCAUUGUCGGUUGGUUACCGCCAUAUAGAUUGUGCACAUCUUUAUGGCAAUGAGAUUGAAGUUGGGGAAGCAUUGGCUGAAGCCUUCAAAAGUUUUUUGAAAAGAGAGGAUGUUUUCUUGACUUCUAAGCUUUAUUGUACUAUGAAUUCGUUGAAUAAGAUUGAGAAUUAUGUUAGGGUGUCUCUUAAGAAUCUUGGAGUCUCCUAUUUGGAUCUUUAUUUGAUGCAUUGGCCUGAGACCUCAGCUUUUGGAGAUGCAACUGAUCCUCCUUUGAAGUCCGGGAGUGAGCAUAGGCAGUUUUUAAAUCGGCUGAAGAAGGUAUGGAAGGCCAUGGAAGCCCUAGUCGAAUUGGGUUUGGUUAGAGCUAUUGGUGUCAGCAAUUUCAGUGUUAAUCAAAUCAAAGAACUGCUUAAAUUUGCUAAAGUCGUACCUGCAGUUAACCAGGUGGAGUUGCAUCCCUUUUGGAGGCAAGAUGAACUGGUGAAGUUCUGCCAAUUGAAAGGUAUCCAUGUAUCUGCUCACACUCCUUUGGGAGUACCUGCUUCAAGCCCUGGAGUGUCUGAUAGUGGAUCAGGUGGGGAAGAUGAACCUGGAACUCCUCGCAUUUCAUUUAGGAGGUCUAGAUCAGUACAUGGACCAAUGCUGAAAUUGUCAGUUGUUGGAGAGAUAGCACAUAGGCACAAAAAGACACCUGAACAGGUAAUUCUACGGUGGGGGUUUCAAAGAGGAACCAGUGUUCUACCAUGUAGCCUAAAGCCUGACAGGAUAAAGCAAAAUAUCGACAUCUUUAAUUGGUCUCUGUCAGAUGAUGAGUGGAAGCGCUUGAAUCAGAUUGAACCCCAGGUGUGUUUAUUUGGAGAUGAUCCUCUGAAUAAUCUCUCAAAUAGAGCCCUCAUGUUUGGUAGCGGUCCCCUUCAAGCUGUGCACGAAAUGGAAGAUGACACAGAAUCCAACGCCUAAUACUUGUGAGCAUGUCGUUUUAAGAUAAUGUCCCAUGUCAUUGCGCCAUUAUAAUAUUGCUGAUGCCCCCCAUUGUUUGCAAUGCUUUUGAGUUCGUGGAUGAUGAACAGAAUGUGAAAGACAAGACAUCAUCAUCGAUCGUAGUGGCAGGGUUUUCUUUAUGAACAAAAGGUUUUUCAUGUAUUUCUGCAAACGUGUUUUGCAUGUAAACAUCAUCAAAUUUCAAUUAUCAACGAAAAUUUUCUUAAAUGGAAAUGUAACUUUUAUUCAAAUUAUCGUGCCUAACUUGGUUUUGGUUUUGCAAGUAAUCUGUGGUUUGUGCGCAGCCAUGGUUGAAUUACAAAGACAAGGAUCAUGACCUUGUUAGCACUAUGACUAAGCAAUUUGUAAGUGGGAUAGUUGAAUAGAAAAAUGGUAAUUUUUUCGGCGGCAAGAGCUCAAAGAUUGAAUAGAAUAUCAAUGAAGGUCUUCUUAAUCUGUGUUCCAUUAUCAGUCUCCACCAUGACUUUAAUUCCUAUAACCCAAAUACCCCAGCAUACUUGUAAGCCUGUUCUUA
Durio zibethinus is the source of this 2740-nucleotide messenger RNA. Its product is annotated as aldo-keto reductase family 4 member C10-like. NCBI's taxonomy places the organism in Eukaryota, Viridiplantae, Streptophyta, Magnoliopsida, Malvales, Malvaceae. The record is from RefSeq and is a predicted model, not a curated record. Gene Ontology annotation, molecular function: oxidoreductase activity.